Messenger RNA from Pseudonaja textilis, 2723 nucleotides. The record is from RefSeq and is a predicted model, not a curated record. NCBI's taxonomy places the organism in Eukaryota, Metazoa, Chordata, Lepidosauria, Squamata, Elapidae.
CCGCCGCCGGGGGUGUGGUGAGCCAAUGGGAUCGAGAGCGAUAGAAAGAGCGGAGAGGCGACCGAAGGAACAGUGUUCCUUUGAGAGGACCGGAGUGAGAACUUCUCAGCAGCGGCCCGCGCCGCGGACGAAACCAUGAAGCUGAACAUCGACGGGCUGCUGGUGCUCUUCCCGCACGACUACAUCUACCCCGAGCAGUUCUCCUACAUGCUGGAGCUGAAGCGGACGCUGGACGCCAAGGGCCACGGGGUGCUGGAGAUGCCCUCGGGCACCGGGAAGACCAUCUCCCUCCUGGCGCUCAUCCUGGCCUACCAGCGCGCUUACCCGCUGGAGGUGACCAAGCUCAUCUACUGCUCCAGGACCGUCCCGGAGAUUGAGAAGGUGAUUGAGGAGCUGCGGAAGCUGGUGCACUUCCACGAGAAGCAGACGGGGCAGAAGCUGCCCUUCUUGGGCUUGGCCCUCAGCUCCAGGAAGAACCUGUGCAUCCACCCCGAGGUGAGCAGCCUGCGCUUCGGGAAGGAGGUGGACAGCAAGUGCUUCAGCCUGACCGCCUCGUACAUCCGGGCUCAGCACCAGCAGGAUGGCAGUCUUCCCUCUUGCCGCUUCUUUGAGGAAUUCGAUGCCAACGGUCGCCAGGUGCCUCUUCCUUACGGCGUCUAUAACUUGGAUGACCUGAAGGCCUACGGUCAGCAGAAGGGCUGGUGCCCCUACUUCCUUGCCCGCUACUCGAUCCUCCACGCCAACAUCGUGGUCUACAGUUACCACUAUCUCCUCGAUCCCAAAAUUGCGGACGUGGUCUCCAAGGAGCUGGCCAAGAAAUCGGUGGUGGUUUUCGAUGAGGCUCAUAACAUCGACAACGUCUGCAUCGACUCCAUGGGGGUCAACAUCACCCGGAAGGUCCUGGAUCGCUGCCAGGGGAACGUGGCCACGCUCCAGGCCGCCAUUCACAGGAUCAAGGAAACCGACGCCCAGAAGCUGAAGGAGGAAUAUCAGCAGCUGCUGCAGGGGUUGCGGGAGGCCAACGUCGCCCGGGAAACAGACGUCUAUUUGGCCAACCCGGUGCUGCCGGACGAGAUCCUGCAGGAGGCCGUGCCGGGCAACAUCCGGACAGCGGAGCACUUUGUGGCCUUCCUGAAGCGCCUCCUGGAGUACCUGAAGUCCCGGCUGCGCAUCCACCACGUGGUCCAGGAGAGCCCCCCGUCCUUCCUGAAGGACAUCUUUGAGAAGGUCUGCAUUGAGCGGAAGCCCCUCCGGUUCUGUGCCGAGCGGCUGCGCUGCCUCCUGCGCACGCUGGAGAUCGCGGACAUCUCCGACUUCUCACCCAUCACCCUCAUCUCCAACUUCGCCACCUUGGUCAGCACUUACUCCAAGGGUAGGGAGGCUCUUCAGCCAGCCGGCCGGCAAACCGGGGCCUUCUCUUCCAGCUGCAUGGACGCCUCCAUCGCCAUCAAGCCCGUCUUUGAGCGGUUCCAGACGGUCAUCAUCACCUCGGGAACCCUUUCCCCCCUUGACAUGUACCCCCAAAUCCUGGACUUCCGGCCGGUGACCAUGGCCACCUUCACCAUGACCCUUGCCCGGACCUGCCUCUGCCCCAUGAUUGUGGGCCGAGGGAAUGACCAGGUGACCAUCAGCUCCAAGUUCGAAACCCGCGAGGACAUUGCCGUGAUCCGCAACUAUGGCAACCUCCUCCUGGAGAUGUCGGCCGUGGUCCCGGACGGCAUCGUGGCCUUCUUCACCAGCUAUCAGUACAUGGAGAACAUCGUGGCCUCCUGGUAUGAGCAGGGGAUCCUGGAGAACAUCCAGCGGAACAAGCUCAUCUUCAUCGAGACACAGGACGGAGCCGAGACGAGCGUGGCCCUGGAGAAGUACCAGGAGGCCUGCGAGAACGGCCGGGGAGCCAUCCUGCUGUCGGUGGCCAGGGGAAAGGUCUCCGAAGGGAUUGACUUUGUUCACCACUAUGGGAGGGCCGUGGUCAUGUUUGGCGUCCCCUAUGUCUACACCCAAAGCCGCAUCCUGAAGGCCCGGCUGGAGUACCUGAGGAACCAGUUCCAGAUCCGCGAAAACGACUUCCUGACGUUUGAUGCCAUGCGCCACGCGGCCCAGUGCGUCGGGCGGGCCAUUCGCGGCAAGACCGACUACGGCCUCUUGAUCUUUGCUGACAAGCGCUUCGCCCGGGCAGACAAGCGGGGGAAGCUGCCUCGCUGGAUCCAGGAACACUUGACGGAGGCCAACCUCAACCUGACGCUGGAUGAGGCCGUGCAGGUGGCCAAGCACUUCCUGCGCCAGAUGGCCCAGCCCUUCCGCCAGGAAGACCAGCUGGGCCUUUCCCUGCUCACCUUGGAGCAGCUGCAGUCGGAGGAGACCCUGCGCAGAGUGCGCGAGAUCGCCCACCAGGUCUGAGGGGCGGUGGAGGCUGCCAGCCACGCCAGCCGUCACGCUCUGCAGGCAGGGACCCCGGCUGGCCGGCCAUCCCUCCACCCAGACUGCGGAGCUGAGCCGGGUAGAGAAGAGAAACGGCCGGGGGGGGCGGGGGACGGACGGAUAAUCCUCUCAGCCCUCCCCCUCCCCCCACUAAUCCUGGAUUUCUGGGCUGAGGUUUUAAUAAAGGGGAGUAGUGUGUUGCUACUCGAGGGAGUUUCUCUGUGUGUGUGCGCAAGAGAGAGAGAACUGGGGGAGGCGUGUGACCCUUUUCAUCCAAGGUCACCUGGGGGCGCUAUAAAGCU